Panicum virgatum (switchgrass) is the source of this 1194-nucleotide messenger RNA. RefSeq lists its product as uncharacterized. Bases 307 to 708 code for a protein of 133 amino acids. The record is from RefSeq and is a predicted model, not a curated record. The transcript has 2 exons. Lineage: Eukaryota; Viridiplantae; Streptophyta; Magnoliopsida; Poales; Poaceae.
GCCAAGAGCAAGUUGGCCGUGAGUGCACGUACGGGAAGGGAGUGGCUCAUCGCCGCUCAUCUACCACCGUCCGUUUCCCUGCUUUGCCAUGCCUCUCUUCAACCUCUAGAAGCUAGCGCUCCUGCUAUUUAGCCACCCCUCGCACCCAACCCAAAUCCCUCCAGAGCUUGGCACAUCGUCUGCAGACUAGCUUAGCCACUGCACUAGUGGAGGAGGAGGAGAUCGAAGCACGCGCACGAGGCUAUAGCCCCGCGUGUGGAGCAGGUUUUUGGGUCGCGCGCGUUAGAUGGCACGUACGCGUUGACAAUGUACAACCCGGAGCAGCAGCAGCCGCCGCCGCACAUGGCGCCGCCGCGGAUGUCCUUCUCCAGCGACUUCGCGCUGGAGCCGCCGCCGCCGCCGCGCCCGCCGGGCCGCGCGGACGCCGACUUCGAGUUCUCGCCGGUGGGCAGCCGGCCCAUGAUGGCCGCGGAUCAGCUCUUCUCCAAGGGCCGCAUCCUGCCGCUGCGGGAGGCGGCGCGCGGGGCCCCGACGACCCUGCGCGACGAGCUGCGCGCGCACGACGCCGCCGACCGCGGCGCCGCCCGCCGCGGGCCGCUGUGGAAGGAGCUGCUGGGGCUCAAGAGGGCGCACAGGAAGGGCGCCGCGUCCGCCGCCGACGCUCACGUGGAUCUUGGAGACCAUGCUGCCGCAGAUGCAGGAGAGUGAAUAAGCCAGCUGAGGCCCGUCACUUGAUUAAGUAGCGCGGCAUGUAACUGGAGCAUUGAUCUUUCACAGGUCACCGUCGUCUAACUUUGUCAUUUCUUUCACUGGUUGGGGAAGAAAGAAAACCUAAGGCGCGGCCAUCUCCAUUCACCUAUUGGAUUCCUUUCUGGAGCGGAAAAGAAGAUCUUGGGCUCUUUGCUAUGACCUUUUUUCGGGCUAGGACUGAUCGAGUAAUGGCUAUCUACUAGUAACUAGUGGGUGAUUAUUUUCAGCUAGCUGAGUUCUAUAUAUUUUUUCCCCUAGCUUCUUUGGUCUGGAGGGUCAGUUGAUCGUAUUUUUCCCGCCGGGUGUCGUCGGCAGGACUAGUCGUUUGUGGCGUGUUUUUAAUCUCAACCUGUACAAAGUAAAAUGUGUCUGUCCGUAGCUUUUGCAUUCAGUGAAAAGAAAAAAGGGUAAUGAAAAAUGGGUCACCUGAUCCGAUUCAUCAAA